Salvia miltiorrhiza (redroot sage) is the source of this 1655-nucleotide messenger RNA. RefSeq names its product protein IQ-DOMAIN 9-like. Gene Ontology annotation, molecular function: protein binding. The record is from RefSeq and is a predicted model, not a curated record. Lineage: Eukaryota; Viridiplantae; Streptophyta; Magnoliopsida; Lamiales; Lamiaceae. The coding region runs from base 301 to 1431 and encodes 376 amino acids. The transcript has 7 exons.
AUUUUGACAAAACAGAGUAUUAUAAAAAUGAGAGGAGCCAUUGCGAAUAAUGAUUGAAGGGGAUCAGGGUUGGUUCCGCUGUCGCUAUAACCAUAAAUUAACUUGCAUAAAACUACGAAUUUCAUGCAAAUUUGGAUUUUGGAGGUGUCGGUUAAACCCAUUGAUGGAGGAAAAUAAAUACAUUAAUUUUCUUCAAAUAAUUGGAAUCUAAAGCGACAGGCCAUGGAUUUCUUAUUUGUUGAGACGUUUUUAGGUUGAUUAUUGUAACUAUUGUGUUUUGAGGUGAGCAGCCGCUGGGCCAUGGCAAAUAUCGGCAAAGCUACCCACUUUGUGCGCUUUCUCUUUCCCUCUCUACCUUCUACUUCAACUCAGAGAGAAACCCUUUUGCCCAAAAGGAGGAGUCUUUACUCUGUGGAGGCCACUUCUUUGGGUCUUUCAAUUACCAGUUUGAGGCAUCGAGCAUUGAGUAUGGGUUCUGGAGUUUGGUUUAAGAAUAUAAUCAGAAAAAAGAAAGUGAAGGGAGAGAAAUCACGGAAAGUGAAGAGAUAUUCGUCUUUUCAACACAUAACUGGCUGCACAGAGGAUCUCUGCUCUCUCAAAGGGUGUCUAGCACUAGCCAAUGGUGCUUGUCUCGAUAAUCAGGGCAGUGUUGUUCUCUCCGUAGAAUAUGUUGCUGCUAGAAAGAUUCAGACUGCAUACCGUGCACAUGCUGCAAGGCGAAGUCUUCAUCGAAUGAGAGGAACCAUAAGGUUACAGAAACUGGCGCAGUGUGAUUCUGUUAAGAAUCAAGCCUCAGCUACGUUGAGUCGCCUGCAUUCAUGGACCAAGACUCAGGCCCAGAUUAGAGCACGUCGUGCUAAUAUGGUUAUGGAAGGUCAGCUUAAGCAGAAGAAGCUUGAACAUCAGUUGAAGCUAGAAGCAAAGCUUCAUGACUUUGAGGUGGAGUGGAAUAGUGGUUCUGAAACAGUGAGUGAAGCUCUUGCAAAAAUACAUCACAGAGAAGAAGCAGCGGUGAGAAGGGAGCGAGCUCUGGCAUAUGCUUUUACUCGUCAGUGGAAAGCCAACAUGAUCCCAAGUUUUGGACCAAGCAAUAAAGACCUCAGUAAAGCAAACUGGGGGUGGAGCUGGAUGGACCGUUGGAUUGCUGCUCGGCCUUGGGAAAGCCGAGUUGCAGCGCUCGAUAGCACCAAAAGGCCACAGACGACCCGACACCCAAAACUGAUCUCUCCUAACGGAAAAGCAGUUAAGAAAACCAUUUCCCCUGCGAGCAAGGCGCAAGGAAAGGUCAAACUGAUCUCUCCUAGUCCUAAUGGAAAGGCUCCCAGAAAAGCGCGCAAACUGUCUUACGACGCAGCUGCCGUUAAAAAAGAGAGCGUGAAAAGUGAAGAGAAGAAAACUAAGAAUGAAAAGGAAAGCUCUAACUCCAGUUGAUUCAAAUGAUCAACGGAAAAAUCGAGUCUUGUUUACAGUAAAUGCUCUCUUUUCUGUCUUACGUUACUGUGAUUUUUUUAUUAAUUUUUUUAUUAAGUUAUUGUCGUAUAUUUAUGUAAUUAAUCGUUAAUUAUGUAUUGUAUCUGAAACGUAUAUAUAUUUGCUGGUUUUGUACUUGGAAACCGAUGAAAGGAUUUUGUGGUGAGAUGGUUUCUUCUGUAAAA